UCGCAUAAAAUGCCCCACCCACCCAGCCUGUACCCACCUUCAUUCAUCACUUUCUCUAGAUUCUCUCUCUCUUCAGCAUCAGAAAGAUGGCGGAUUCGGACACCAAGACUUCAAUUGAAUCCUUCAGAAAAUGGGUUGUCGACCACAAGCUUCGAGCAGUUGGGUGUUUAUGGCUGAGCGGUAUUACGGGUUCGAUCGCCUACAAUUGGUCUCAACCCGCCAUGAAAACCAGUGUCAAGCUCAUUCAUGCCAGGUUGCACGCACAAGCUCUUACACUUGCUGCAUUAGCCGGAGCUGCUGUAGUUGAGUACUAUGACCACAAAUCGGGAGAAAAAGCAGAACGCUAUGCAAAAUUCCUCCAAAUAGAUCCCUACUCACACAAGGAUUAAAAAAUUUUAGGCUUAAAAUCAAUCGUGGAUAGUGCAUUUAUUUCUGUUAAUCCAAUAUUUUAUCCUUCAUAUUACCCAGAAGGGCUUUAGCUCUUUAAUAGGUUGGUAUGAAUGUAAUCUGAAUUUCUGGUAGCUGAGAAGUUACCAGGCAGGCAAAUUUUGUAUUUGAUUACAGAAUUAACAGACAUAAAUUUUGUAUCCAAGUACAUAAAAUAACAGCCUGAGCAAUUGAGCGAUAAUGUUUUCUUUUUGGAAAAAGAUUGGGAACUCUAUGGUACUAUUUGGUACUGUUAUUGUAAGUUAAAAGUUUAUAAUAAAAAAGUAGAAAUUGAAGUAUCUCUUUUUCAGUUUCUAAAUAAUUAAUUUUU
Camellia sinensis is the source of this 757-nucleotide messenger RNA. NCBI's taxonomy places the organism in Eukaryota, Viridiplantae, Streptophyta, Magnoliopsida, Ericales, Theaceae. The record is from RefSeq and is a predicted model, not a curated record.